UGUCACCCGGGUCCUGAUCACGUCAUGAACGUCAACGAACCGGCGAUAUUCGUCACCAAGCCUCAGCCAUACCUGGCCACCCUUAUGACCAAUGUUAUCCCGGGAACUCGUAUCAUCCAGCUACAGGCCUAUGACCCUGAUGAAGGAGCGGUUGUCGGGUACAGUCUGACGUCAGUUACACCAAGCGAGUACUUUAAUCUCUUCGAGCUGAGAGAGGCUGUAGGUGCUGAUGGUCUUCCAUACUGCGAGAUUCUCACAAGCAGCUCGCAGUCUCUGCCGGAGGGCAAGUAAUCAACAUCACUGUCACAGCCAAGGACAAGAACUCGGCAUCGGGUGCCACGACCACGACGGUCAGCGUGCUGGUAGGACUCCGACCCCCGCAGUUCAUGGAGUCCCUCUACUGGGGCUACGUCCUGCAGAACAACCACCCCCAGCAAAUGGUUUACGCACAAGCAGAUGGUAGCAGGGGACUUACAAUAGAGAGCAAGUUGUUCCAGCCUGAUGAGCCAGUCACCUACAGCCUGCUGGACUCCACGGGCCUUCCCUCCGCUGACUUUGCGGUGGACGAUGAUGGACUUGUCAUAAACCUACAUACAAUAGACUACGAGAACCCGCCAGCUCCUCUGGCACAGCUGGAGGUCAGAGCUGUGCAAGCUGUGGGGACUGUGCAGCUGACCAGCAUUGCUUCCGUAUUUAUUCGGAUUGGAAACAUCGAUAUCGGCCCGCAAUUCGAAACGCCUCAAUACGUGACAACAGUGCCAGAGGACACGCCUGUAACCACACAGAUAUUAGAAGUGAAGGCUCGGGAUUACACGAAUGCCAACGCAGAGAUCAGCUACAGUCUGAAUGAUGCAGGGAAUUUCUCCAUUGUGACUGAAUAUCGCAACGGCUUCUACGUGGGAAUCAUCUCGAUAGAAGAGCGGCUGGACUACGACAGAAUACCUACUCAUUAUUAUGAAUUUGUUGUGGUGGCUGCUGUUAACGGGCAGCCAACCUCCAGAACGAACUCAGCAAGUGUGCGCGUGUAUGUCACCAAUGUCAAUGACGAGGCUCCUGAAUUCGUCCACAUGCCAGGCAAGAUCUUCAACAUCUCGGUGAAUCUUCAGCCAGGCUCGGUGGUCACGCAGUUUCUGGCUUUUGACCGCGACGGAGACGGAGUGAGCUACAAUUUUACCGGUUGGUAAACGGAGGAGCCGUCC
This is a messenger RNA of Pomacea canaliculata, 1199 nucleotides long. Its product is annotated as neural-cadherin-like. Gene Ontology annotation, cellular component: membrane. The transcript has 7 exons. The record is from RefSeq and is a predicted model, not a curated record. Gene Ontology annotation, biological process: homophilic cell-cell adhesion. Lineage: Eukaryota; Metazoa; Mollusca; Gastropoda; Architaenioglossa; Ampullariidae. Bases 387 to 1184 code for a protein of 265 amino acids. Gene Ontology annotation, molecular function: calcium ion binding.